UAUAUAUAUAUAUAUAAUACAUUAAAAAACUCGCCCCCGACCCCGGAGACGACGGAAUAUUCCGGCGACACCUCCACCACAACUCAUCGGCGGUACCACCGCCCGGGAUGUGGUUCCUCCCCACCGGAGAAAAGCUUCUGGAGAAGCUCCGAGAGAUGGAGAUUGCCAAAGACAGGUUCAGGCUCGACAGCCUGACACCGGCGGCGGCGGCGGCGCCAUCGGAGGGGAGUCUGACGGUGAAGGACGCUGUGAAAAUUCUCAAAAUUUCCCAGGUCCAGAUGGUGAAGUUGAGGCUGAGGCAGAUUCCUGGAAAUCUGCGGUCAAGAUUGCUCGAGCACAUAUCAACGGCUAGAAUUCGCCAAGACCAAUCCGGAACAGUAAUUGUUCUGGAACAUCGUUUCUGAAAAUUAAAUAUUAUUCAAUUAUUUUAUACUUAAUAUUAUAAAAAAUUAAUUACAAAUAGUACUUUAAAUUUAUAAUUUUUGUAUAGCCCCAAAACAAUAUUAAAUUUCAUUUUUACCCCGAAAAUAGUGUUUUCUGUUACCAUGUGACGGAGUGGACGAAAAGUGUAUAAAAUGGAAACAUGGAGGUGAACUUUGUUCACUUUGGAACAAGGGGGACCAAAAGUGGAAUCGGCCCAAACAUGAGGGACCAAAAGUGUA
Molecule: messenger RNA, 662 nt
Organism: Erythranthe guttata (spotted monkey flower)
Lineage: Eukaryota; Viridiplantae; Streptophyta; Magnoliopsida; Lamiales; Phrymaceae
Source: RefSeq, a predicted model, not a curated record